GGAGCCGGGUGCCCGCCCUCUCCCCGCCGUGGGGCGGAGUCGCCACGCUUGGGGUCCGUUCCCCUCCUCCCAGGCUCCCGCCCCGUCCCCGCCGGGUGGGCUGCGGGCGCGGCGCCUUGAGGCCGGGUGGCGGGUCCGGCGGCCGUCGGAAGCUGCCCGCCGAGGGGCUGACGAGGGCUGCGGGCGCGGGCUCCGGCGGCCGCUGAUGGGAGGCGGCCUCCAGGAGAGCAAGCGACGGCGCCGCAGCCACCAUGGGGAACAAGCAGACCAUCUUCACCGAAGAGCAGCUGGACAACUACCAGGACUGCACCUUCUUCAAUAAGAAGGACAUCCUCAAGCUCCAUGCGCGCUUCUAUGAGCUGGCUCCCAACCUCGUCCCGAUGGACUACAGGAAGAGCCCCAUCGUCCACGUGCCCAUGAGCCUCAUCAUCCAGAUGCCGGAGCUCCGGGAGAAUCCCUUCAAGGAAAGGAUUGUGGAGUCUUUUUCUGAGGAUGGCGAGGGGAACCUCACCUUCAACGACUUUGUCGACAUGUUUUCUGUGCUCUGUGAGUCGGCUCCCCGCGACCUCAAGGCAAACUACGCCUUCAAGAUCUAUGACUUCAACACCGACAACUUCAUCUGCAAGGAGGACCUGGAGCUGACGCUGGCCCGGCUCACCAAGUCGGAGCUGGACGAGGACGAGGUGGUGCUCGUGUGCGACAAGGUCAUUGAGGAGGCCGAUCUGGAUGGCGACGGCAAGCUGGGCUUCUCCGACUUCGAGGACAUGAUCGCCAAGGCCCCCGACUUCCUCAGCACUUUCCACGUCCGGAUCUGAGGACAGUGCCGAGGUUACAGGGACCAGAAGCCGACCAUCCAGCUCUGCUGCCUACACAAGUGUGACCUCCAGGCUCCUCAGGAGAGGAGCUGUGGCCUCUGGGGUUUACACCCACGCACAUUUCCUUGGCCCUUUCAGCAAAAAAUCCUUAACCAGGGAAGGGGGGAUGUGAGGGGCAGGGCCUUUCCCAGUCCCCCUGUGGUGUCUCCACAGGUCUUCCUUCUAUCCCCCCAACCUUCCCCACACCCUGGUCCUCUCCCCAUCAGAAAUGGCCCUACUGGGAGGGGAAGACAGAACCCCUAAUAGGGCAGGGGUGCUGACUUGUCCAAGUGCUGGGCAGGCACCCUGGUUGCCCAGGGCAAAGUGAAAAAAAAAAGGACAAGGUUUAACGAGCUAUGCAAUCUUUCUUCACAACCCACAGCUGGGCUACACCCGACCCCGCCUGUUCCUUCUCCCCUGACCCUUCCCAAUGUGAAGCUGUGUGAACAAGGGCCAAGGGCUCUGUCCCUGUCUCUGUCCAGGACCUGAACACCACCCCAUCUGCCCUCCCCAGUGACGUGGAAUCCUCACUGAUGUGUGCUGUCCACAGAUUUGUGAACCCCUCGUACAGUAAAACACUCUCAUGUC
Molecule: messenger RNA, 1442 nt
Organism: Delphinapterus leucas (beluga whale)
Lineage: Eukaryota; Metazoa; Chordata; Mammalia; Artiodactyla; Monodontidae
Gene: CIB2
Product: calcium and integrin binding family member 2
Biological process (GO): calcium ion homeostasis
Cellular component (GO): stereocilium; cell periphery; cytoplasm
Molecular function (GO): calcium ion binding; magnesium ion binding
Source: RefSeq, a predicted model, not a curated record